UCCAUUAGUGAAAGAAAUGAUUAGAGAGACACGGGGAGAAAGUACUACAGACGAGAGUUCCGAAAAUCAAUCAGGCAGCGGUAAGAGAAUAAAAAGAGUUCUAGUUAAAGUCCUGCCUAUAAAUUCACCACGAUUAGACAGAAGGAAAGUUAAAUUUACAAGAUCAGUAAGACAAAAACAAAUAUUUAUUCCAAAAAUAUGGGAAAAACUUUAG
Molecule: messenger RNA, 214 nt
Organism: Meloidogyne enterolobii
Lineage: Eukaryota; Metazoa; Nematoda; Chromadorea; Rhabditida; Meloidogynidae
Source: the annotation of a GenBank genome assembly